This is a messenger RNA of Arabidopsis arenosa, 1591 nucleotides long. The record is from the annotation of a GenBank genome assembly. NCBI's taxonomy places the organism in Eukaryota, Viridiplantae, Streptophyta, Magnoliopsida, Brassicales, Brassicaceae.
AUUCUCUCUCUAAAACCUUUUUUUUUUCUCAGCUAAAAAUCGAAACUUUCCAACGAGUUUUCAACAUUAGGGCUUCAUACGACAAGAAGCAUUACCGUAGUAUGGUUUGAUUGUGAAGUCAAUUAAAAGAUGUUCUUUUUGACAUGAGAUAUGGCUGGAUUGAAUCUAUCAAAGAGGUCAAUUUGUGAAACAUGUGGACAUCAAGGAUGGAAGGAUUCACUUGUAACUUGCUCUAAAUGCCGCAUAGCCUGUGAACACUGUUAUUGCAUGCGGGAGAAUUCAUUUGAGACCUCAACACAUUUUGUCUGUGCUGAUUGUUCGAUGAGACCUGUUCAAAACAGAUUUACUUCAGAUUCUAUCAAAGCAGUCCCUAGAAGUAAUAGGAAUAAUGUGCGGGUGGAAUCUUCAAAUCCAGUUCCUAAAUGGAAAAAAAUUCCUGAAACGUCAAAGAUGAAAUUAAUUUCACCAGAGGAAGUAAAAAAACUUUCAUUUGGAGGCAGUACCAGUAAAUCAACUUUCAGAGUACCAAGACCUGUUUCAGCUCGUCCUCCAAUGGGUUUAACAAAACAAACUGUUGGCUUUCCAAGAGCUAGGAGUCUAAAUUCUGCAGUGGUGGCUCGCAAAACCAAUUCAAAUCACCUUCCACCUAAAAAGGUUGAGCCUCUUAGUCCUCGUACUCAACAGAUUCGUCCAGGAGUCAUGAGACAAGCUUCUAAAGCACAAGCAGUAGGAGAAGGGUCAAAAACGAAAGUUGGUGAUGGAGCUAAAUAUCAUGGUACCAACGAGAUAUGCCGAUCAAUCUUAUCAGAGAAAUUGUUGCAAUUACUUCCAUAUCGACCAGCUUUGCACCCCAUCUGGAAGGGACGCAUUGUGGAUUCUGCUACACCAUCUGAGUUUAAUGGCGAGUUCUUAGCUCAACCGGCAUCUAAAGUCCGAGGGAAGGCUUAUGUACUUUCAAAGGCGGUUCCUGUCUUACUCAAGGUCAAAUUGGUUCCUAUAGGCAAUCUUCUGAGUGAUUUGUUUAUGAACAGAAAACCAGGGCUUUCAGAUGUCGAGAUGUACAUUUUCCCAUAUGACAAGAACACAAAAAGGUUUACAGAGGAACGUGAUCAUCUCUUUGAAGCCAUGAGGACUCGCAAUGCCAUGAUCAAAUUUAACAUCAAUGGCACACCAUUGUUGAUAUUCUCUUCAAAACUACUGGACAAGUCCUCCCAGGUUAUCAUCAAGAUGCAAAAGAAAACAAAUAACUUUCUUUGGGGGAUUUUUCUCCUGACGAAAAAGUCUUUAGCACUUCUUCCAGGAACUUCCAAUCAAACUCCCCAACAUUUUGAUGAUGGAGAUGUAGUUGACAAUGACACUGAACCUUUCUUUAGACGUACCAACCACCGGAAUUCUGGGAAGCAAUUGCAGAGACAUUACAGGGAGAGGGAUUGAUCAAUGUGGAGUGGCUGAUGUUGUCUCUAGGAAAUUGGUAUAUAGAUUAGUGCUACUAAUCUCUGAUUGUGUUCUAUAUUGGUGUAAGAAGUAAAACUUUUACCUCCUGAUUACUUGUAGAUUUUUAUGGGGUACUAAAUAAAGGUAAAUGGUAGAC